AUGAAAUUUUUUUAUUUUAAUGUUUUUACUUUUGUUGGCUUCAUGAUUACUUUGAGCUUUCAAUAUGGAGAAAUUCUUGUUAACACCACACCAAGUAAUUGUUCUGAUCGUGAAUAUUUUAAUUCCAAUAUUAUGUCCUGUAAGUUAUGUGGUGACCAUAUGAUAUCAUCAGUAAAUCGCUUGAACUGUUAUUGUGACAAAAAUAGCAGAUAUUUGGAAAAUAAAGGUUGUGAACCUUGUCCACUUAAUACUACUUUAUCUAUGGAUGGUUUUCGGUGUAUGAUGAUUAAUAUUACAUGUGGAUUAAAAGAUAUUCAGUUAGAAAUUGAUGCAGAUGGUAGUUUGUUGGAAUCAAGAAAAUGUGUUAGAUGUUCAAAUGGUUCAUAUCCUUCUGAAGAUAGAUUAAAAUGUUUACCGUGUAUAUUGCCGAAUUGUUCGUGCCCUACAUCCACACAUGAAUUAUUAUUAGAUGGAAACUUAUGUGUGCCUAAGUUAAACCUGAGUCAGUGGCCAGAUGAAAGUGAUACUCAUUUUAUCGAAUUUGAUUUAGUUGAUAUCAAAGUUGAAUCUAUGUAUUUGAAAAAAAAAUUACGAGCUCUUUUGCAUAAAUGUUUAAAUACAAGGCAUACUGUAUCCUGUGAAGCUUUGGGGAAUUUGUGUGCGAUUCAAAUGUAUAAAGAUGAAAGCAAAGUCAGUGCAUGUCGAAUAUUUUCUGAUUACAGAAGAAUACCAACUUCCUUAGAUACUGACCGUUUACCUUUACCAUGGAUUUAUUAUGGAGAAGGAGAUGCAUUUUUAGUAUUGAAUAAGAAGAAAAUCGGGUCUAAGUAUAGCAUUAGACCUGGUAGAGUCAAUAGCAAUUUAAAAUUAGUUGCAUCCAGGUACUACUUAAAUGGAACACUUAUUAGCGUUUCCGAAUUGUUUCCCUCUGAACUUCAGUUAUGUCCAGGACUAUGGAAUGGAAUUGACUCAACAUUUCGUUUUGGUGCUCGGUAUUACCGUACGUGUAAUGUACCAGCCAAACAACUUAUUAGUUUAGAACCUCAAGAACCAAUUUUUUAUGAUUUAUUUUUGGAAUUCGAUGAUGGAAAUAAAAAAAUGUUAUACUCAAUCCCAUUAUUGGUUAGAAAUAUUAAAGUAGGAACAAUUUAUCCUAACACGGGAAGAGAUAUUUCGCAAUGGUUGCUGACUAGACGUAUGUUUUUGGUAGAUAAGUUAAGUGGAAUUCCUGUUAAGACACAGGAAAUUCCAUUGGUUAUUCAGUAUCUAAAGUCCGCAAAACUAGUGGUCCAAGCUCAGCGUGAAACUGAAAAUGAAGGCAAUAUCUAUCCGCCCUUUAUGGUGUUAGAAUACGGUCAAAUAACUAACGAAAAUAUAUCACUGAACGUGCCAUUCUCAGUGACAUUCGAAGUCGAGUUUUACAUGGAAAACGAUGCACUUCAUUACAUUGAUAUGACUUUGGGUAUUCUCAGUGGAUGCGUUUUUAUAUGGAGUUGCAUACACACUUGGAGCGAAUCAAAACGGUGUGGGCGAAUGGCAAUUGACUUGUGGACUGUAGGACAAUUUUUAAUUACUUGCUGUUCACAUUUUGCUAAUGUGAUAUUUGCUGUUUGCAUAUUGUUGGCAUUUUACACAUUACUAUUUUAUAAAGGGCAGAGUGUUGUUUAUAUCUUGUUACCAUCACAGGAACUUGAACAUAUCGUCGAAAAAUAUGUUGUUAUUGCGUUUCUAUUAAAGAUUAUUGAAAUUAUACGUUUAAUUUGGACUCAAACAAGUAUCGAUAUUUUCCUAGUUGAUUGGGAGAAACCCCGUUUAGUAUUUAGUCAAAAAAUAAACAGCACAACAUCUUCUCAAAAACAAACAGUCAGUAUUUGGAGGAGUUACUUUGUAGCUAAUGAAUGGGCAGAAAUUCAGACAAAAAGAAAAAUCAGUCAACCUGUACAGUUGUUGCUUACUAUACUUUUACUAAAGGUGAAUGGGUUUGAGAAUUGGGCUACGGCAGAACCCGAAGUUCAUUUAUUUCAAACCCCGUAUAGACCGACUAGUCGGAUAUUAUCCUUAGGAAUGUUAGUUUUUAUCUUUAGUGCUAUUUAUUCCAUACAGUGGUUGAUAACUGUGGGAAUUUAUGAAAGGUACAUAAAAAACUGUAUUCAACAAUUUGUGGAUAUUUGUUCUUUAACUAACGUCAGUGUAUUUAUAUUAUCUGCUGAAUAUUUUGGCCAUUACAUUCAUGGCAGGUCAACUCAUGGUUUUUCUGACACUGACAUGGAAAGUUUAAUUGGACAAUUACAAAGAGAAGAGGACAAUAUGGUUAGACAUAGAGGCCUAGUACCUGGUACAGAGAAUCAAACGUUUGAAAUGACCAUUCCGUCGUCUUUGAGGACUUACUACCGCCGAGUAAUGGCUCCGUUAAACAAUUUUCAAUCUAAUCAACUAUCGGGAUCAUCAUUUAGAAUAAAAAAAGUGGACAAAACGGAUAUGGCAAGAAUUGGACAAGCGUACAAUAACAUGAAUAAAUUUCUUGCGGCUUUUUUGGAUCACGCUCUAAAAGAUUUGGACUAUGAAAUUCGUGAAAAGACUUUUGUGGAAAAACUUUUGGGAAUCGAAUACUCAGACCCUUCGGACAAAGGAGUUUUUUUUAUAGACGACGGGCAUUCGUUCGACAAAGUCAUUUUUUAUGGGAAUGAAUGCACUCUAGUAAUAUUUGAUAUAAUGAUGUUGACAUCAUUUUAUGUUAUCACGGGUAACAUAAUACUUGCUAGUAUGCUUACAGCGUUUGUAGCCAAGGUAUUGUGUAUUAUCCGGGCACAACUUGGAAAAACAAAUUUAGCUAAAAAAACCCUAAUCGAUGAAAGAUUUUUGAUUUGAUAGAUUAAAAUUUUAUUUUUCGUGUCUAUAUAAAAUGUUAAGUUUAUUUUAAGCUAUAUAUAUUUUUUUUAA
This is a messenger RNA of Daktulosphaira vitifoliae (grape phylloxera), 2940 nucleotides long. RefSeq names its product meckelin. Gene Ontology annotation, biological process: cilium assembly. Lineage: Eukaryota; Metazoa; Arthropoda; Insecta; Hemiptera; Phylloxeridae. The record is from RefSeq and is a predicted model, not a curated record. The transcript is spliced from 16 exons. The coding region runs from base 1 to 2868 and encodes 955 amino acids. Gene Ontology annotation, cellular component: ciliary transition zone; MKS complex.